This is a messenger RNA of Setaria italica (foxtail millet), 4801 nucleotides long. RefSeq names its product endonuclease MutS2-like. Gene Ontology annotation, cellular component: cytoplasm. Gene Ontology annotation, molecular function: ATP hydrolysis activity; endonuclease activity; zinc ion binding. Gene Ontology annotation, biological process: mismatch repair; negative regulation of DNA recombination; purine nucleobase catabolic process. The record is from RefSeq and is a predicted model, not a curated record. NCBI's taxonomy places the organism in Eukaryota, Viridiplantae, Streptophyta, Magnoliopsida, Poales, Poaceae.
GGGGGGCGCACCACGACGACGCAGCAAAAACAGAAAGGGACGGCACUUAGGCGAGGAGGAGGAGGAGCCAUGGCGGCAUCGGCGAAGGGGCGGCUCGUGCCGGUGCUCGCGGUGGUGGCGGCGCUCGCGGCCGCGCUCCUCUACCGCGCGCCCUUCUCCAAGAGUUUGGGCGGCGAAGGGUGCAGUCUCCUCCCGCACGACCACUUCUGGAUCGCCAGCGAACGCGUCGUCACGCUCGGCCGCGUCGGGCCCGCCGCAGUGGAGGUCAAAGGGGGACUGAUCAACGCGAUCGCCGUCGGGGACUACAGGAGCUUCGUGCUCCGGCGGCCGCUCCUCGACUACGGUGACGCGGUCAUCAUGCCCGGACUCAUCGACGUGCAUGCCCAUCUCGAUGAGCCUGGACGUGAAGAGUGGGAGGGCUUCUCCACUGGUACAAAGGCAGCUGCUGCAGGCGGGAUAACAACGCUAGUGGACAUGCCACUCAACAACUUUCCAUCAACAGUUUCUGAAGAAACUCUCAAGCUGAAGCUCGAAGCAGCUCGGGAUAAGCUAUAUGUUGAUGUAGGGUUCUGGGGAGGUCUCGUGCCAGAGAACGCCUUCAACCCAAGUGCUCUAGAGAGCCUCCUAAAUGCAGGAGUUUUAGGACUGAAGUCUUUUAUGUGUCCCUCGGGCAUCAACGACUUUCCCAUGACAAAUUCAACUCAUAUCGAGGAAGGAUUGGUCACACUGGCAAAAUACCAGAGACCUUUGCUUGUCCAUGCUGAACGUAUACCUGAUGUCGAGGAUGAAGAUGGACUCGAUGGUGAACUAGAUCCCCGAUCCUAUGCGACAUAUCUGAAGUCUAGACCACCAGCAUGGGAGGAAUCAGCUAUUAGAGAUUUGCAACGUGCGAUGAAGGAUACAGAGGCAGGAGGUCGGUCAGAAGGAGCCCAUAUUCACAUCGUUCAUCUGUCAGAUGCAAAAACUUCCCUUGAACUUAUGAAGGAUGCUAAACGCACUGGUGCAAGUGUGACUGUAGAAACAUGUCCUCAUUACCUGGCAUUUUCAGCUGACGAAGUUCCAGAUGGGGAUACUCGCUUCAAAUGUGCUCCUCCUAUACGUGAUGGCAUGAACAGAGAAAAUCUUUGGAAAGCUCUGCUUGACGGGCACAUAGACAUGUUAAGCUCAGACCACUCACCGUCAGCUCCUGAUCUCAAACUAAUGGAAGAAGGCAACUUUUUAAAGGCAUGGGGAGGUAUAUCAUCAUUGCAGUUUGUUCUUCCUGUGACAUGGUCGUACGGGAAGAAGUAUGGCAUUACUCUGAAUCAACUAGCCGCAUGGUGGAGUGAAAAUCCAGCUAAGCUUGCAGGGCAAAAGAACAAGGGAGCUAUUCUGCCGGGAUACCAUGCUGACAUUGUAGUAUGGAAACCUGAGGCACAGUUCGAACUUGAUGACAGCCAUUCUGUAUAUCAUAAACAUCGGAAUAUUUCAGCAUAUUUAGGUAAAGAGCUUUCUGGUAAGGUCCUGUCUACUUUUGUGAGAGGAAAUCUUGUAUUUGCUGAAGACAAGCAUGCAAAGGCUGCCUGUGGUGUCCAAAUCCUCGCCAAAGUGGAUGCAAAGCUGCUCCAACGCAAUGGAAACGCCAAAUCUCCGGGACUGUCUCCAUGGGAUAAGGGGGAGCCUGGUCUGGCGCGCAGCUUCAAGCGUGGAGCUCUCCCGCUUCCACGGACCACGGCCACCCGCGGCCAUGGCAGCCACCGCCAAGCUUACGCUUCUCCUCCCAACCACCCUCACCUCUACGGUUUAUUUCCCCAGCCGCCUCGUACUGAAGUCGUGUCCUCCGCUGCAGCGCCUCGUAGUUGCCGCCGCCGCCUCCUCGUCCGCCCAAACCUUACCAUCAUCGACCCCCUCGUUGGAAACACCGGAGGCGAGGCAGAUACGUCUAGAAACGGAGUCCGCUCUGGAAUGGGGCGGAGUAUGCGCGCGGCUGGCCGACUUCGCGGCCACCGCCGCGGCCGCGCCGCCUGCGUGGAAGGUCGGGUCGCCGUCGGGCGGAGCCGGGAGGAGAGCGAGAGGCUGAUCGAGCAGACGGCGGCGGCCGUGUUUUUGUCGGCGCCGUUGGACUUUGCCGGCGUGGAGGACGUGUCCGCGGUCGUCGCCGCGGCGACCGGUGGGCGGUUGCUUGCCGUUCGAGAGAUUUGUGCAGUCGGGCGCAGCAUCCGGGCCGCGCGCGGAGUGUUCGAUCAAUUGCAGAGCCUCGCCGAGGAAACGCAAGACGGGAGGCACUCUCCUCUUCUGGAUAUACUGCAAGGUUGUGAUUUCUUGACAGAGCUUGCGCAAAGGAUAGAGUUUUGCCUUGAUUCUACUUUUUCUGUGGUCCUGGAUCGGGCCAGCAAGAAGCUAGAAACGAUCCGCAGAGAAAGGAGGAGGAACAUCGAGAUGUUAGAAUCUCUGUUGAAAGAUACGGCUGCAAAGAUUUUCCAAGCUGGUGGAAUUGAUAGUCCUGUGGUCACUAAGCGCCGUUCUAGGAUGUGUGUUGGUGUGAAAGCUUCACACAAGCAUUUGGUGCCAGGUGGAAUUGUUCUGAGUUCCAGUGGCUCUGGUGCAACUUACUUUAUGGAGCCAAGGGAUGCUGUUGAACUCAAUAACAGGGAAGUUAAACUCUCAGGUGAUGAGAGAGCAGAGGAAUUGGUAAUACUAGGCUUGCUAACUUCAACUAUCGCUGACUCCCAACUGAAGAUAAAAAAUUUGAUGGAGAAGGUUUUGGAAUUGGAUCUUGCCUGUGCUAGAGGGUCGUAUGCCUUAUGGACAAAUGGUGUCAAACCAAGCUUCAGUGACAGUUAUAGCAGUUGCCAAUCGGAUCAGAGCAGUGAGUAUUCAGUUUAUAUUGAGGGCAUUCGGCAUCCUUUGCUACUUGAACAGUCUCUUAUGGCAGAAGGUUCAACUGUGGAUGCAUCUGAAAUGCCUGUUCCAUUGGACAUGUGGGUAAAAAAGGAUGCAAGGAUAGUUGUGAUCUCUGGACCCAACACUGGAGGCAAAACUGCCUCUAUGAAGACCUUGGGGCUGUCCUCACUUAUGUCAAAAGCUGGAAUGUUCUUCCCAGCCAAAGGAAGGCCUAGGAUUCCAUGGUUCAAUCAAGUUCUUGCAGAUAUUGGUGAUCACCAGUCGCUGGAGCACAGCCUCUCUACAUUCAGUGGGCACAUAUCACGCCUGCGAAAGAUUGUAGAAGUUGUAUCGGAGGAUUCUCUAGUUCUAAUUGAUGAGAUUGGCAGUGGCACUGAUCCAUCAGAAGGUGUAGCUCUUUCAACCAGCAUUUUGAAGUAUCUUGCGAGUAAAGUGAAUCUGGCCAUUGUGACAACUCACUAUGCUGACCUAAGUCGUCUCCAGUCAGUUGAUAGCCGAUUUGAGAAUGCUGCAAUGGAAUUUUGUGUAAAAACUCUGCAACCAACAUAUCGAAUCUUAUGGGGCAGUACUGGUAAUUCCAAUGCACUUAGUAUUGCAAAGUCAAUCGGUUUUGAUCAAAAAGUGCUUGAUCGUGCACAGGAAUGGGUUGAGAAACUGUUGCCUGAUAAGCAAAAGGAACGCCAAGGUUUACUUUAUGAUUCUCUCCUCGAUGAAAGAAACAUUUUGGAGUCUCAGGCAAAUGAAGCUGCAUCUGUUCUUUCACAAGUUGAGGGGUUGUACAAUGAGAUUCGCUCGGAAGCUGAUGAUCUUGAAAGUCGAUUAGCUGCUCUGAGGACUAGAGAGACCCAAAAGGUUCAACAAGAAUUGAAGGUUGUGAAGUCUCAGAUGGACACAAUAAUCAAGAACUUCGAAGUUCAACUGAAGAAUUCAAAACUUGAACAAUACAAUUCACUAAUGAGGAAAGCGGAAGCUGCCACUGCUUCAGUGGUUGCUGCUCAUCAGCCAGAUGAAAUAACUUUCAGUGAUGAUGAAAACCAGACCUUGUUUGUUCCGCAAAUUGGAGACAAGGUGUAUAUUCAAGGGUUGGGUGGAGGAACUAUGGCCACUGUUAUUGAAACUCUUGGAGAAGAUGGGAGCUGCAUGGUUCAAUAUGGGAAGAUAAAGGUUCAAGUCAAGAGAAGCAAGAUGAAAUUGGUUCAACGAGGUACAAAUGAGGCAGCAACUUCCUCUUCUGUAAAACCAAAGGGCCGAACGCCGAAGCAGCGGUUUGAGGCGAACCAGAGCCAAGAUGGCAGCGUCUCUUUCGGCCCGGUUGUGCAGACGUCCAAGAACACGGUGGAUCUGCGCGGGAAGCGGGUGAGCGAGGUAUCCUACGAGCUUGAGAUGGCGAUCGACGCGUGCAGGCCUUACCAGGUGCUCUUCGUGGUCCAUGGCAUGGGCACCGGAGCUGUGAAGGAAUGCGCCAUGGAUGUCCUCCGGAACCACCCUCGAGUGGUCAAGUUCGAAGACGAGAGCCCUCUCAACUACGGCUGCACCGUCGCCUACAUUCAGUAAGCAGACAUUGCAAGCAGUGUACAGCAGCUUGGGGAUGGUAAUGUAGACAGCCUGUAUGACAGUGUUUCCUUGAAACUGAAGCCAACGGGCUGGUCUGGAUUCUGAACAAGUGCCAGUGUGCUAGACUGCCAGCCAGGACAAAACAUGGCCCAGGAAAACAUGGCCUGCAGUGAUACCAUUGUGGCAGGCAUUCAAGUGUGCCUGGCUGUAGCGAUGAUCACAGGUUCAUUGCUUGUACAAUUUUCUAGUACCAUUCUAGUAGAUCACUUGGAAGGAGAUUUGACGAAUAUUAGUACAACCUUUGACCUUUUUUGAGGCUGCAUGCGCAGGCCAUUUUCUAGUGUUAUAUUUUGAUUGGUUGAAA